GCCGUGAUGACGUCACGCCGUAGGGCCUGUGACGCGCGGCGCUGCUGUGGAGCGCCUGGUGUGUCGCCGUGAGUCGGUCAUGUACCGGACACCGAUGCGCCGCGGCUUUUCCCCGGACUCCCCGGCCUCGUUCCGGGACAGUCCGCACUCCCCGCCCCGGCACCGCUCUCCCAGCAGGCGCGGCCGUUCUCCUGACAGACACAGCCGCUCCCCCGGCCGCCAUGGCCGCUCCUCUGAGAGACGAGGCCGAUCCCGGUCCCGCUCCAGGCACCGCUCCCGCUCCAGACCCGGUGGCCGUGCGGGCCGCUCCAAGUCCCGGGGCCGUGCGGGCCGCUCCAAGUCCCGGGGCCGUGCGGGUCGCUCCCGCUCCAAGUCCCGGGGUCGUGCGGGCCGCUCCCGCUCCAGACCCCGCCGCUCCCGCUCCAGACCCCGCCGCUCCCCGUCCCCAUAUUCCCGGCGCCGCUCCCCUGGGGACCCCUACCGGUACGAAGGCCACAGGAGCGACCAGCAUCGGCGCUCCCCCAAUUACCGCUCCAAUCCAGCUGGUGACCACCGUCCUCUGGCCAGCACAAAUGACAGAGCCGGCAGUAUAAAGUCGUUUGGCCAUGAUUCCUCGCCCCAUGUCUACCAGAGCUCCAGUGACUCCCACGCCUCGCCGCUGCCCAUGCCGAAGUCCAUCCUGAAGAAACGCGCGGAUAUGGAGCCCUCCAGCGGUGACCAGUCUUCUCAGGUUGAUGGCUUUUCAAGCAACAAAGCUGUGAGCAGUUCAAGCUCCGCGGGGGCGGGAAAUGGCACAGAAAAUAUCUUGACCACAGAAAGCACCUCCAGCUCUUCUGCUCCAGCAAAUGCACAGAAUGCCGAGUCUCCAGUUCCACAUGGCAGUACUCUGCCUAUGACUGCACAAACAAGCUGGGCCCUGAACAAGAGCGUGGAGAGUGGUAUGAAAGGAAGUGUCCCAGAUGUAACCCCUCCAUGUGAGCAGAACGAAGGUCCUAAGGGAAACCAGUUCUCCUCCACUCUAGGAGACCUCAUUUUUAGCAAGAGCACCCCCAAAUCUCACAUUGAUCCUUUUUGCAAUGUGAAUACCUUCUCUGAGAAUAAGGAGGGCGUCCAAAAGGGGGCAGACGAGCAGGACAGCAAACCUCUGCAUUCAAAGCAGCGAAGCUCCUUUGAAAUUGAGGAUGAGGAGCUGUUCCUGUAUGGGGAGGAGGAGGAUAAGAAGGCAGAUCCUCAGAAGGCUCCUUCUGGGCAAACAGCCUCCACUCCAGGAGACAAGAGCUCCCAGAACAAACAAGAGUUUGAGAAGAUCCAUGACCUUCUGAAGACCAUCGGCCUUGAUAUUGGCGUUGCUGAAAUUGGUAAACUUGCUGUCCGAACGCAAGAGAGGCUUCAUGGAAAGAAAUUGCCACCCAAGAUGUCGCAGCCUGCACAGAGCGCAGCCGCCGCCAGCACUGCCGAGCCCAAGGCUAAAGUCUCCGAACCCGAAGUCAAAACUGAAAAGAAAGAAAAAGCGGAAGCAGAAGCGGCGGAAAAGACUGAGCCACCCAUAAAACCUGCUCCUAAGGAGCCAACACCACCAGCAACGCACCCGAGCCCUGCCCACAAACCAAAACUUAUAUUGCGCAAGUCUUUACCUAAUGAGACUACUGCAGAGCCGAAAGCAAACAUCCCCGCCCAGACCCCCACCACCAUUUCUGUUCAGCCCCCCAUCCCGGUGCCCAAUCCCACACCUCCCCCAAUGAGUCCCUCCCAGAUGCCUGUCUAUUCCCCAUACCCGCACUCCCCAAUGGUCCCUGCAUAUAACAUGCCACCUCCAAACUACAAUCCCUAUUCUCCCUAUGUAUCAUAUCCCACAUCCAGCUGGAGCAUGUAUUCCCCAAUGCCCCCCCAGCCCUCACCCCCUCACAUGCCGACACUGGCGCCUCAUGUCCCUGUCUGUACAUCCGCCUCCACGUACAACCCCCGUAGCAACCUGCGCUUCAUUGAAACUACUGCAGAUAUUUCUGAUGUCAAAUCCCCUGUCAAAAGUGACACCAAACCCACAACUCCGAUUGCAGCGUUCCUGGCGAAACAGGAAGCCGACCGCAAAAACAAAGAAUCGGAGAAACUGAAAGUCUUGGAGGAGCUGGACUCUGUCAGGAAAGAGCACAAAGUCAAGAGUGAGAGCCUGAAGACCCUCAGCAUCAAGGUGGAGCAGCUGCGUGUCCAGCAGGGUAUACUUCUGCGGAAGAAGCGACGGGAGAAGGACGGACACAAGGACCCUCUACUGGAUGAACUGAAUAAUGUUUUGGAAAGUGCCCAAAAGCAGAUUCACUCCUUGCGUGAGGAGUAUAGCACGACAAAACAGAAGCAACAGCAACUCACCAAGGUGGCAGAGAUCCUGGGCGUCAGCCCUUCUGAACUGGCUGAGAAGAGUGACCCUAAGAAAGAGGAGAGGAGCCCAGGGUCUGUUGAACCGACCAGGGACUCUGAUGAGUCAAGAACCAGUAUUGACUCCUCAAAGUCUGCAAAUGACUUGAAGACCAGCAGUGAACCAGUGUCUAAGGUUGAUGCUAAAGCCAAGAGCGACUCCAAAUCUGGAGCUGAGACAAAGUCAAAUGGUGCUGCCUACUCAUUCAAAGUCACUGAGAAGUCAGAAGAUGUCAAAUGUGAAGGCACACAGCCCAUGCCAAGCCCUGACCCUAAGAACUCUCCAGAGCCCCACUCACCUUACUUGUCAAAGUCUGAGGAGGUUUCAAAAUCGCGAGACAAGUCGCGGUCAAAGAGCCCACGACCCUGUCCAACUUCCUCCAAGACACCCCCUCAGUCUGAGGAACCUCAACUCUUUAGUUUAUCUGAAAUCUUUGAAUAUUAUGAUUCUGGCUCACAUUGGUGUGAGAAUUGUAACGCAAUCUGCAUGACGCUGCCCGAAUUCCUGCUGCAUUUGCAUGAUAAGAAGCACAGCCAGUGUGUAAAAGCGGUGAAGCAGCCGUGGGUGAAAGCGAAAGUUCAGGAAUCGGGAACCACAAAGAAGCAGAAAGUGAAUAUUCCUCUGAAAGGUUCGGAGUUCCUGUUGCCAGUUAACGGCUACUAUUGUGAACUGUGUGAGGAGCUGUUCCCAGAUCAUACUGCAGCCGAAGAGCAUCUAAGAGCUUAUGCCCACAAUGACAAGUACAAGAAACACACUGAUGUGCACACGAAUUAUGAAACGGCUCGCCGUGAGAGGAAGAGGGUGAGCUUAAUUGCUGCACAGGAGGUGUCUCGUAAACAGGCAGAGCAAAAACGCAAAAUGACAGAGCAGAAACGUGAAGCCCAUGAGCACAGCAAAUCUAAGAAGGCAAAGAAAGAAGAUGAAGACAGAAAGGCCAAAAGCAAAAGUUACUCAUCGGCCUCUCCCUCCUCCUCAGACCGGAGGCGGAAUAAGACACCUGAAAAGGAGCCUUCAAAGAACUCAUUUGGAAAGUUUGUCUGGAAAAGCUCAGAAAGCAAAACCCCAGCAGCGGUCAGCUCUUCCAAAGUGGAUGCUACCUCGACUAAACCAAAGGAUGAAGAGCCCAAAGCUAUUAGUUUGAAGCCAAAGGGUUUUGCAAUAAAACUCCUUGGUAAAUCCAGUGCCCUGCCUGGAAAUGCCUUGUCCCCUUCACAUUCAGCGGCCUCCACAACUAUUACAUCUACUGCUUCCACUGUCUCCUCAACAUUUACUUCUCAAUCCACUCAUACUUCCAGUGCACAAACUAAAAUCCGACCCAACCUGCCUAGUCUCGUGAAUAUGCGCUCAGCAACCCCUCUGGUUACAAUGAGUAAACCUGCUCCACUAGACACAUUCUUAUCUAUAAGGUCUUCAAGUGCAACAUCAAAAUCUAUCCCUAUAGUGAAGAACAAACCUUCGGGAGUCUUCCCAGAGGACCUGGUCUCGAAAGCCUUUGGAGGAGAAGUGGUGAUACUUAAAGAAAGCACACAACCAGAUUCCACAGCUAAAACUGAAAAGGAGCAUGAGAGGACAGUUGGGUCGAGUCCGAAAGCUUUGCAGACACCUAAAGGACAAGACUUGUUCAAUGUUCUGAUUAGUAAAAAGGAUACUGUAGAAAAUCAAGAGGCCAAGAGUGAAAAAGAAAGUUCAGUCCCUAAGCAGCCUGUGAGUUCAUCUCCCCAGAAAUCUGAUCCUGUCCCCACCAGCACUCAACAUAAAACCCACAGUGCUCCCACCAAACCAGCUCAGAGCCCAGGACCUACAACAGUUCAGCAGACACAGAUCAGCAAGUCUGUUCCAAAUUCUGGUUCAUCUACAGCUAGCAUCUCAGCAUCUGUUAAAUCGUCCAUAAACAGCUCAACCAACAGUUUAUUUAAACUUGCUAAAUCAGAUAGCCCGGUCAACUCCACUAACCAACAGACUGCUAAAGCUGGACAUACACCCACCAGAGAAGAAAGCAGAGUCCAGCAGUCUCAAGAAGAAAAUAGUAAACCGGAAAAGGAAACACCUCAGAAUGUUAAGGCCUCCACAUUUUCUAUGAACCCUCUGACUGGUCGGCUGGAAUAUAUACCUGUACAACAAACUAAAGUCAUUGAUACAAAUGUCCAAAAAUUGCCAGAACCCAAACACACACCAACAGCAGUUACUCAUGUCAGCAAUGUCCAAGUAAAGAAACCAGUGCCUGCCAGUCCAGUACUUGCUGUACCUAAGACAAAAUUCAUUGUUAACAACACUACCAAACUCAACCAGAAAUUUAAGAAAGCUCCAUUGUACCUUCCCAGCUCUUUGUUUGGCCAUGUACAAGAUGCAGGGUGUAAGGACAUAAAAAUCUCGUCAGUAGAAUCCCAGAAGAGCAAUAACAGAGCAGGCAAAUCUGAGAGUCCACUGCUUCCAUCUCCACAGAAGCACAUGUUCUCCAGCUCAUCUGCUAAGCCAAUUCCUGUCAACUUCAGCACCAUGCAACAGGAACUUGACUCUUAUUACAAGUCAAUUGGAUCUGAGGAUGAUCCUGAAGACUUGACCACGUCUGAAGACCAAGAUUUAGAAUCUGGCACUACACCAGCCGAUGUGGCUAAUGCUCCUCUCCAACCAAGUCCACCAGAGAAGAAAGUAAAAUUAGAAAACACCCUACCUCCUGUGAAAGCAUCAGUCAAACUACUUGCACCUGAAGUUUCUUGUGAAGAUGUCGAUGAGUCAGACAUGGCAUGUGAAGUUCCUGAGGGUCCAUUGAGUUCUGCGUUCCAAACCUCUGGGUGGAACUUCAUGCGUGCUAGUUAUGCAUCAAACCAAAUCCAUGGGAGCAGCAACCAACGGCCGUGGAGUUUGGCAUCUGGAAAUUUUUCAGUUAACAAAGAUCAAUCAAAGACAACACAAGUGGCCACAGUGGCCCCUCCGGAAAAUUCCAUGGAAGAUCUAUCUGUGUAUGUCACGUGUGAUUCAGAUUAACAUCUCACAAAGGGGAAGACCAUCCCUCCGACCUGCCUAAGGUGAAGGCUAUGAAAUAUCUAGGCCGGGAUACUAGCGACUGCUCUAGAGUUGUUUUUGUGAUCUAUUCCCUGAUGAUCGGUAGUGAGGAGCUGUAUACACUUUAUUUAGUGAGCAUGGAUUCUCCAUCCUGUCUCCUCAAACACCCUGUUGGGCCAGUAAUGCUCCUAUAAAUCUUUACAUCUGUUGGGAGCACUGGUCUGAUGCAGAGUGAACAUAUACCUGUCAGGGCUCUGCUUCUGUCCCUCAUAGGGGUGAGUUACCCCCUUAAUGAUAUGGUUUCUUGCCUGAUGUUCAGAAACUAUGGUGGAGCAGAAUUGUCCAUGCCAUGUGCACCCAUGGCCUGAGAUCCUAAUGAGGUUGUAAAUAUGUCCUGUUGUAUUUUUGCUUGUACAUUCCAUUAUAGUUUCAUAUGUGUGCGAGAGUUGUGCACUCGGUCAGGGGUGUCUCGUCACUGUUGUAAUGACAUAAAUGUGUUUCUGUGUUGAAUGUUUGCAGUGUUACUUGUGUUCUGUAAUCACUUGUAACAAUUCUCCCCGAGGAACAUGAAGAUGGAGCCUGGAAGACCAGUCCGGGUAAGAAAUGUUCUGUACAUACUGACCCAGUUGUGGGGUCGCUGCUUCUUGUGUUUUUUAUUUUCUCUUUUUCAGUCUGUUGUAUAGUAUAAAUAUGAAGAAGAUGUGGAGGACAACCUCGUCGUUGUAAUGUCUCCUGCCCCACAAGUGUUGCUGUAAUCCAGGACUGCUACAGAUCCUGAUCAUUUCAAUAAAAGUCUUUUCCUCUUA
This is a messenger RNA of Bufo gargarizans (Asiatic toad), 6219 nucleotides long. RefSeq names its product zinc finger protein 318 (gene ZNF318). The transcript has 10 exons. Gene Ontology annotation, biological process: negative regulation of DNA-templated transcription; positive regulation of DNA-templated transcription. The coding region runs from base 80 to 5395 and encodes 1771 amino acids. The record is from RefSeq and is a predicted model, not a curated record. Gene Ontology annotation, molecular function: nucleic acid binding; zinc ion binding. Lineage: Eukaryota; Metazoa; Chordata; Amphibia; Anura; Bufonidae. Gene Ontology annotation, cellular component: nucleoplasm.